Molecule: messenger RNA, 2941 nt
Organism: Ooceraea biroi (clonal raider ant)
Lineage: Eukaryota; Metazoa; Arthropoda; Insecta; Hymenoptera; Formicidae
Product: CLK4-associating serine/arginine rich protein
Source: RefSeq, a predicted model, not a curated record
CCGGGCGCGAUGGUCGCCGCGCGGAGCAACAUGGCCGCCUCGUUCGCGGCGGAGCAAAGCGUGUCAGUUGGUGGCGUUUCCAGUGUCUCGCAGGUGACGGUUCGCUCGCGCUGAAUGGCGGAAUGCGAUCGAGUUAGCCGCGUGUCCGACCGAUUGUAAUCGGGCGUAAAAUGAGCUUUUCCGUGAAGAAGACGGGCGGCAGAAUGUGGCACGAGGCGCGUAAGCAGGAGAAGAAGAUCCGCGGCAUGCUGGUCGAUUAUCGUCGCAGGGCUGAGCGCCGACGGGACUAUUAUGAGAAAAUCAAAUCGGAUCCCACGCAAUUUCUGCAAUUGUAUGGCAGACCAUGUAAGAUACACUUGGAUCCAGCGAUAGCCGCUGCAGGUGAUAGUCCAGCGAACAUGAUGCCAUGGCAGGGCAACGAGGACAAUCUCAUUGACCGGUUUGACGUGCGUGCGCAUUUGGACUGGAUUCCAGAGGCACCUGACACUAUCGACGUGGACAUUGCCCUGACAAGCGAAGAUAGACAUAUCAACUACGAGCGCUAUCGUAUUAUUGUACAAAAUGAAUUCUUGGGUGUGACCGAGGAGAAGUUUCUUCACCAGAUACACCUGGAGGAGCUCUACGGUUCGUCUACGAAGGUGGAUGCUGCAAAGGAUAAAAAAAAGUCUUCUAACAAUGCUGCUAUCGGAUACAACUAUGAAACGGAAGAGCCGAUACCAGAACCAGUGAAGCCUACUGAUCCGGUAAUGUCGGAGGAGAAGGGGGACGAUGAAGAUAGCGAUAUAGAUUUAGACAUAUGCGUCGACGUAUCGCAGAUAGAGCCGUCACAAGCACACGAAAUGAAUCUGGUGGCUCAGAAGUACGGGCUCUUGGGCGCUGAUUAUUUUAGCUUCUUGACGCAGGAUUUCGAGGAAGCCGAGACCUUGCGGCAGGCUCGAAAGCAAGAGGAAGAGAAGGCUAUGUAUUCGGGACGACGAUCGCGUAGGGAACGACGUGCGUUUAGGGAGAAGAAGAUGAUAGGUCGCGUCAUGAGUCCGCCCAGUUACGCGGCCAGAGAGAGCCCGGAAUACAAUCCUUACAGAAAGUCUUCUUCCAAGUCGCGAUCGCGAUCCGCAUCACCUAUAAACACCGGACAGAUCACGUACAUCACGAGCUUCGGCGGCGAGGAAGAAACCCAUAGCAGUACAUCGCACGUGUCCUCCUCGAACUCGAGGAAAGUCAAUUAUUCGUACCUCAGACGACGCAGGUCGGACAGCCCCGCGUUCAACGAGAGAACGGUCAGUAGGAAGAUAUCCAAGUCCAGAUCGCGGAGCUGCUCACGCUCCGUCAGCCGAACCAAGUCGUAUAGGAUGCGCGACGUGAAGCGAAGUGGAUCGAGGAUGAGAUCAAGGAGAACACGUUCGAGGCCUCGAAAGUACACGCGAUCCCGAACGAGGAGCCGCUCCCGACGGUCGCGCACGCGAAGCAACUCACGCCCGCGCUGCCGCAGUAUUAGCAGAUCCCGGUCGCGGUCGAUCUCGCGAUCUAGAACGCGAACAAGGUCUCGUUCGCGUUUGAAGAGGUCAAGGAGCUCGUCCUCGAGCAGCGUGUCGAAAUCGAGGUCGCGAUCCAAGUCGCGCAACAGGAGCCACUCGAGGGACAGCCGGAAGAGACGAUACUCGCCGUCGAAGUCACGAUCCAAGUCCCGCUCGAAAACGAAGUCUCCGUCAAGAUCGAGAUCAAGGUCGAGAAGUCAGUCGAGCUGCAAGCGUUCGCGGAGUGAUGACAAUAAGACGCCAGCACUGCCAAGGUAUUACGGCCGGCGUGGGAAAUCGUCGAGUCUCGAGCUGGAGCUUUCCGAUAACGAGGAGAAAUCCAGUUCAGCAGUGCCGAAGACAUCGACAGUUAACGCAAGCACGAACAAGCCAAAAGCAGGGUUAAGUACAAAUUCUGGUGGCGGACACAAAUCACUGAAAAUCACACCCCAGGAGCGGCUUAAGAAAAAAAUGCAAGCCCUGUUGAACAGACAAUAUAAAGCUGACAAGAAGGCGGAGCAGCUGAGGAUCGAGAAAAUGGAGCAGCAGAGGCAGGAUCGCGAGGACGAGAUUCGGGAGAUGUCCUUGAAGCUUCGCAGAAAGCAGAGAGAAAGACGGCACAGAUACGAGGGUCACAGUUCGGACACGCGUUCAUCCUUGUCGCGUAGUCCCAGUCCGAGUCGUAGUCCGCGGCAUCAUGCGAUGCGUCGCGACAGACGAGACGUGGAUGGCGAUCGCGAGCGCGACAGGGACCGGGAGAGGGAUCGGCGUGACGACCGCGACCGAAGCAGAACUGAAUCCCGCAGGAGGUACAACAGGGACUCGUCACCCCGUUCGCUGAGUCCUAGGAGCAGUCGGUAGAGAUUCUUUGAUUCUCUCGCAGUUUUCAGGAACAAAGGCCUAGUCGACUACUGAGACAGGAUUGAGAGCAUUUUGAACACCGAGGGGCGCACGUUCAAUCUUCCACCUUACUGAUCUGAAACGGAUGUUUCGAUUACUUCCUGUUCAAUAGCAUUCCUUCCUUAAGCGCUAAUCGUCUCGGGGAGGGGGGUUGCGCGAUAAAGAAAAUAUGCGAAGCGUAUCUUCCGCGAGCCUCAAUGUUCUUUCCUUUUGAAGCGCGUCGAGAAGUCGGGCGCGAAUUCACUUUACGAAACGAACAGGGAUAUUCGUACGUUCGUGCAUCGUAUUUCGUUAUAUCGUAAUGUUACGUAACGUGUCAUCAGCGUGAACAAUAUCGUGACGAUUCACGGGUAUUAUUAUGGAGUCUAUAAUUUUUGUUUAUCCUCACAGAAGGGUGCACUCUCGAUCCCACGUGUACCGAGAAUAUUGUUGUAUUUUAGAGUUGAAUGCACUUUGCAAUCUAACAGCUAUUUACUGUUAAUAUUAUUCGAUAAUAUUUAAAUAAAUAAAGAUUCUCAUUUCCCAGC